Molecule: messenger RNA, 3952 nt
Organism: Schistocerca americana (American grasshopper)
Lineage: Eukaryota; Metazoa; Arthropoda; Insecta; Orthoptera; Acrididae
Product: mitogen-activated protein kinase kinase kinase 7-like
Exons: 12
Coding region: 119-1813 (564 amino acids)
Biological process (GO): positive regulation of canonical NF-kappaB signal transduction; protein phosphorylation; JNK cascade
Molecular function (GO): MAP kinase kinase kinase activity; ATP binding; magnesium ion binding
Source: RefSeq, a predicted model, not a curated record
CAUCUUUGAAAUCAAAGAUGGCACCAAAAAAGUAUUUUGAUAAGUGAACCGAAAUGGGAAUGUGAUUUAUGUAAAUAAUCAGACAAUAUUAUAAACUAUGUGAUGGUGGGAAAAACACAUGGCGUGCAAGGAAGGAAAUGUCCAACCUCAGCACUUUGUCGAAGAAAUUGAUUACAAUGAAAUAAAAAAGAUACAGGUUGUAGGGAAAGGUUCAUUUGGCGUUGUUUGGAAAGGAAAAUGGCGGAACAUUGAUGUAGCUGUAAAACACAUAGAUUCUGAAGCAGAAAAGAAGGCAUUUGCAGUUGAAGUGAGACAGCUGUCAAGGAUAAAUCAUCCCAAUAUUGUAAAACUUUAUGGUGCCUGCACUCAAAAUCCAAAUCCAGUAUGUCUUGUGAUGGAAUAUGCAGAGGGAGGUUCACUGUACAAUGUUCUUCACUGUCGACCGUUACCUAAAUAUACUGCAGGCCAUGCUAUGAGCUGGGCAUUGCAGUGUGCUAAUGGUGUAGCUUAUCUGCACAACAUGAAACCAAAAGCAUUAAUACACAGGGAUCUUAAACCACCAAACCUUCUUCUUAUAAUGGGUGGAAAAGUACUCAAAAUAUGUGACUUUGGAACAGCCUGUGAUAAGAAAACCUAUAUGACAAACAAUAAAGGGAGUGCUGCUUGGAUGGCUCCUGAAGUGUUUGAAGGUUCAAGCUAUACCGAAAAAUGUGAUGUCUUUAGUUGGGGAAUUAUUCUGUGGGAAGUUUUGAGCAGGCGGAAGCCUUUUGAUGACAUUGGUGGCUCAGCUUACAGAAUUAUGUGGGCUGUGCAUACUGGUGAACGACCACCCCUGAUAGAAGGAUGCCCACGACCCAUUGAAUCUCUUAUGACCAGGUGUUGGGACAAAAAUCCAGCAAACAGACCAUCAAUGGAUGAAGUUGUUCAUAUAAUGAAUGCACUUUUUCCGUUCUUUACUGGGUAUGAUGAGCCUGUACAAUAUUCUUCUGGAGAUGAAGAGUCUUCUCAAGGUAGUGCUCUGCCAGAAGAAUAUGACUCAGAUGAUGAAGACACACAAGCUGAAAUGGGAACAACUUUGACAGAUCGUUCAAAGACCCAAGUCUCUUCAACAUCAACAAUGAAUGGUUCUAUUAUGACACAAGGAAAAACAGAGCUGGUGGCAGAGAGUCUGAAGAAACCUCUACAAAUUGAAGUUGAUCCUUAUCCUUGGACACUGGAACCGAAGGAUCAAGAUAGAGGCAGAAGGUCCACUGAAGGAAUAAGGUUGAGGGAACCCAACCCGUAUAUAGGUUGGCAAUCAGAUGAUGAUAUGAGGAAGACAACACCUGGCACUAUAGAAAUAAUGAAGACAGCUGGGCUUGACAAGUCAGUGCCUGUACAAAAUGCACCAACAAGUGGCAGCAGCAGCACGACACACGAAGAAUUGGACAAUGUGUAUCUAAUGUUGGAUCCUCAGUUGCAUCCUAUUUCUCCAGACAACACAUGUAAGGAAUCUGUGCAAAUCUUCGAGGAGCACAAGCGGCUGGCACAAGAAUACCUAAAGGUGCAAACUGAGAUUGCCUACCUGUCUCGACACAUGGAUCAGUUAGCAGAAAGGCUUAGUGAGGCCGAGGGCCUGAGCCAGUUGGACCAACAGGACUCGGAGCGGCUGCAAGAGGAGUUACGCAAACUUGAAAAUGAAAAGGAAAACCUACAAAAACUUCAUAGGAAUCUUAAACGACAACUGGAACUUAUUAAGGGUCAACGAAGAGAGAGUGUUGGAAAUGAUGGAUGGGUCGUUGUGCCACACCAGGACCACUCUCACUUAACUUAGCUGCUGCUGAGUGUGUCUCCAAGUACUGUAUUUUUAUACCAAGAGUGAAUGUGACUGUAAUGCAUAUAAAAGUGAAAGUAAUAAGUUUGGUCCUCGAUGAUUUGUGUUCCGUUAAUACUACUAAAACUUUUAAUUGCUGACCUGUAAAAAAAGCAUUUAUAGUAUUUUUGUCAGACUGAUGUGUGUAUUUUAUUGUAUCUUAUUUUGUUUUUCAAUGAAAACCGCAGAUUGCCCUGUGGAGUGUUCUUUCUCCAGUCUGCAAGGUGUUUUCAUUUGCUUUGCCUGUAAUUUUCAGCAACAACAUCUGUGACUUGAUUUAUCUGUCAGUUUACAAUUGUAUUGCUCAAAUCCUUAUAUAGAUCUGUUUCUUGUUUUCAUAUUUAUAAAAAAGUAGAAUAUCUUCAAGUGAAGUCAUAUGACUCAAAAGGAAGCAUUCACAAAAUAUUCUUGUGACAACAUGCCAGUUUUCAUGAGGAAGUUAUUAAGGAAAUAAUUACAAUUAAAGUUAGUGGAUUGCACUAAUAUUUAAUGUUGAGUAAGUGUACACAAGAAAGACUGUUGAAUAGUAUUUUUGUGUUUGCUUACAAGAUGACUUCAUGUUAAUUAUAGACUGGACACAACCAUAUUUAUGAAAAAACUAUUGCAUUAUGCUUUUCUGUUGUAUUUAACUGUUCAAGUGACAGGCUUAAUUGUGAGCCCUUUGUUUGUAUUGUCCUGUAAAUGCAGAGGUGUGGCUGGAACAGGUGUAAAAAAAUUUAAGUUGUUAGAGAAAACAAUGGCAAGAAGUAUACCAAACUAGUAAUGGUUUUAGUCUGAUAACAUUUCCUCAAAUGAAGGUUAGCCAAUUUUUAUGAACAAUGGCCUCUUUUUUUAGAGUACUGGUGAGUAGUUUUACACUAAUUUAUUUACAUUAGGCCAUUCAUUUUAUAGGUCACCAAAUAUGAACAGUGGAGACAGAAUGGGGUUUUGAUUAUUGUAAACAAAAUUUUAUACUGGAAUGCAUACUGAUGCAUAAGCAGAAUUGAAGAAAACUGGAGAUGGGAGAGUUUUUGAAAUGUGCAGCCAUCCCAUUAUUUUGUGGCAACCUGCAAGUCAGGGACAUUGCAUAUUGUGUAUGCAAAGUAACUAUGUCAGUUUCUUGUAAGAUUUCAAAAAUUAAACAAGUGGUUGCCAUUUUAAAGCCACUAGAUUACUUUCUAAGCAUGUAGCAAUACAUGACAGUUGGUCUUCAAAUUGAAAUAAUCUGUGGAUCAAAUUAGUAUGAUCUGUAGUUAUAGGAGGAUCAUGCCAAUGCAGUAUCAACAUUCUAAAUACUAAACGUAAACAAAACUAUUCUGUAAUUAUGUUUUAUUUUUGUGAUUUUGUCAAAAUGUGCAUUUGGUUUAAAUAUUUAUUUCAGUAUAAUACAACUCAAAAUAUUCUCAGUGUAAAAGUCAAACCCUUUCUUUGUUACUUAUUUACAGUCAGGUAAAAAUUGUAUGUUUGCUGGCCUGCACUUAGAUUGAACUUUUGUUAUGUUCUUGUUCAUGUAGAAGAAUUGAAACAAGGAAGUUUAUUUGUAGUGGAUUAAGCAAACUUUAUUUCAUAUUUAAUUUUCCAUCUGAGUGAAGCAUGAGAGAUAGUUGUUGCAUAUGUUUUGACCAUAUGGCUCCUGCUGUGUAUGAAGUGAAUUAUAGAACACACGAGUUGUAGAGCAGGCAUACUUGCCACUAAGUCCUGGUAGACAAUACUGAAAACUGAAUUAAAGUAUGUUUGUCAAAGAACAUUUUAUGUUGACAUGCAUUACCACUGUUUAAAGUAAAACUAAUGUGUUUUAGUAAAUGGACUACCGUGUAUUCAUUCCAUAACAGUGCUAGUCUAGUAAAGUGAAGUGAUUUACAUUGUUCAUUGAAUGCACCUGUUUCUGAAACAAUAUGCCAAAAUAUUGACUGAAUUUGACAGUCUACGAGAAACCAUUUAGGGUAUGCAAAUAUUACUCUAAUGCUGCGGGCAGCAUGUUAUACUGUUCAUUAGAUGUCUUGUGAAAGUUCCUGUAUUAUCUGUAUGACUGACCUUUUGUAAAGAGAUGUAAAUUUGUCAUAUUCAGCUAACUGUAAAUUGUAUGUCCAUAAUGUAAAUACAUUUUGAUAUUCUUUGUGA